CGGCACCAUCCCUCUGCUGAGGCUGCAGCGUAUGAGUGGUCCAUGAGAAAUGUGCCUGCCCAGCGCAAACAAGCCGUAGCCAGGGUCAUCGUCAGCGAUCGAAUUGUUAGGCGCUACAAGUGAGACUGUCGGCCACGUUGGCAUGCGAUUGCCGCAAGCUCCAAUUUACGGUCGCCCAACAGCGGGGGAAUGUGUUCAUCUUUGCACUGAUUGGUUGCAGCAGACACCGUCGAGGCAGGUGUGACAGUGCUGGGGUGUUAACAAGGUAGGUCAUGCCCAAGUUUCAGGAUGUGCGCCUUGCGGAGGGUAAGCCUGCUCACGCUUGCAUCACGCUGUACAAUCGUUUCAUGAAGAUCAGAAAGCACUGUAUUUCGACGCGUUCGCCUGCCUUGGUGCCCAGGAUUCGCCACUAUUGCCACACCUUGGAAUGGUAAACUCCUCCGGUUACGU
Messenger RNA from Baudoinia panamericana UAMH 10762, 450 nucleotides. RefSeq lists its product as uncharacterized. The record is from RefSeq and is a predicted model, not a curated record. The transcript has a single exon. Lineage: Eukaryota; Fungi; Ascomycota; Dothideomycetes; Mycosphaerellales; Teratosphaeriaceae. The coding region runs from base 273 to 434 and encodes 53 amino acids.